AUGAUGCUAUUGAUAUUCUAGUUAAAGUAAAGAAUUUAUAUAUUAAAAAGCAUAAAAAUUGUGAAAUCAUCUUGUGAUGUUUUCAAAGUAUUAACUACUCCUGAGAAUGAAUCAAGAUAAAUCUUUUAAGAUCUUUGGGAUGAAACAAAUAAAGAUUAUUCUUGGGGAGUAUGGACAAAAUAUUUGGCAAAAUAUGAACCAAUAGAGGAUUUAGAAUUAAAAAUAAAGGAAAUGCAUGUCUAAUAGAAAUAAUAAAUAAUAAUAAAUAAUAAUAAAUAAUAAUAAAUAAUAAUAAAUAAUAAUAAAUAAUUGUUAAUUAUACUUUCAGAAAGUUUUGAGAAGAAUAAUUAUUUAGUUUAUUAUAUAGUAUUAGAUAAAGAAGAAUUACAGAUAUAUCAUAAACUAUUCAUAAAUUAGAACAAUAAUGUAGAGAUAAGAGAAUUGAAAGUUGCUUAAGAGUUAGUAAAAGAUAAUUGGGUUUUUUUCUAUUUUUGUUAUUCAUAACCAUCUUAGGUCUAUAAUAUAUUCCUUUAUAUCAAUUCAGAUCGAAUAAAUGUUCAAAUGGUAUAGGGAGGACCUUUUUAGAGUUAAAAUAACGGAUUAAAAAUUUAUUAAUUGGGUGGAAUAAAAUAAUUUUCAUAUUAGAUUACUUUAAAAUAAGAAAUGAGGAUUAAUUUGAGUCAAUUUUCAGGUGAAAUAACAGAUAAGGAUUUAAGAAUUGGAAUUAUUAAUUUUUAUAAAGAUAUUUCUACAUUCUUAUAAUAUAUUGAAGAUCCUAGUUGUAAAUAAUUAUUAUGUACAAAUACAAUGAUAGAAGAAAUGAUAACAAUGAAACAAUUCUUAGGAGAAACACUCAAAUAUUAAGUAUCAUAUAAAGAUUAAAAAUUUAUGAUUUAUGGUUGGGUUAAAUUACAUGAAUUAGAAAAUGUAUAAUAAUAAUAUAUAUUAUUUAUUAGUUAUCAACAGUUUAAUCAGUUUUAAUGAGAGUUAGUUUAAGAAAGACAUAUUUUAAUGAUUUAUAUUAAGGUGAUAAAGCGUUUUAUUGGGAGUAUUUAUAAAGCAAUUAAAAUAAUGAAUAAAAUGGUAUUACUAUUACAACUUAUCAUAAUGAUCCAUUUAAACCUUUAUCAUCUUAUUAAACUUUUGAUACUGAUUCAUGGAUAGUAAAAGGAUCUUAUUAUUAAUAAGCUAUAACAUUUUGGCAUUGGUUUGUCUAUUAAGAAGGAAUUAAUUAAAUUAAUAAUAUUAAAUUAUUAAUUUAUUUUGGUUCUAAUCAAUAAACUUAAACUUUUACAAUGAUGUAAAAUCAUUUUGAGAAAUCCUCAUUAUAUUUUACAAUUGGUGGAGAUAAAUUUAAUAAAAAUUUUAGAGGAGAUAUAUAAAAUUUAACAAUUUAAUAUUGUUACACUUUAGAUACACCUAAAAUUAAAAGUUAAAAUAUUAAUAUUAUUAUUAGUAUGUCAUUAUAGUUGUAAAAGUUGUUAUGGACCUGAAGAAAAUUAAUGUAUUCUAUGUGAUCAAUCAUAAAGGACUUUUAAUAAAGGAGCAUGUAAAUGUAAACCAGGAUAUAUUGAUAAUAAAGAUAAAGGAUGUUAAUGUAUAUAUUAUAAUAAAUAUAGCUAUAUCAUAAUUAAUUACAAUUGAAAUCUAAGAAGCAAAUCUAUUAGAUAAUACACAUUGUAAAUUAGGACAAUUUUCAGUCCAAUUUUAUGGUAAAUUUUAUUGUUUAGCAUGUCCUGGAUAAUAUACAACUUUGAGUUUAAAUUGUAUUGAAUGUAUAUCUAAUCCAAUCCAUUGGUAUUUAAAUCCUAUUUGUAAAAGUGAUUACUUUUAACCAUUAUAAGAUUAAAGUGAUUAUGUGUUUUUAGAAACAUAACGUAAUCAAAUUUAUUAUUAAUACUAUUUAAUUAAUUAAUUAGAUAUUACUUAAAACCCUAUUAUUGAAAUUUGUUAAGGAUGUCUUGGAUUAAUUACUAUUGAUUUUAAUUUUAUCGAAAACUAUUAAUUAAAUAUUCUAUCUAGAUUUGCAUGUAAAACAUGUUAUACUGUAAUUAAUGGCGAAUGUAUUAAUAUUAAUUAACAUUGCUUAAAUUGUGAUUCCUAUUUUUUAUGCUCAAAUUGUUUUUAGAAUUAUACAUUGUUUGAUGGUCAUUGUUAUUAAUGUCCUUAUUAUUGUCCUAAUUGUAAAUUUAAUCAAACAGGAACUUAUUGUUAAAAUUGUAUUUCUGGCUAUUAUUAUAAUUCUACUUAAGAAUAAUGUAUUUAAUGCGGCCAGUUUUGUUCUAUUUGUAUCUAUAAUUAAAAUUUACCUUUUUUAUAAUGUAUAAAGUGUAUUGAUGAAAAAUAAUAUUUUAUUUCGGCAGAUAGAUAAAUGUGUAGAAAAAAAAAUUUAGAUCAUUGUGUUAUUUAAGGAGAAGAAUAUGUUUGGGAUGGAUUCAGCAAUUUUUCAGAUAAAAGCUUGAAUUAUUAUUAUGCAUCAACAAUUGAUAUUUAAGCUAUUUUCACAAGCUAAGAAACAUUUUAAGUUUGUAUAUUGUGUGAAGAUCAAUAUGUUAAUAAAUUAGCAUUAUUUUCUUCAAAUGAAUGUGUUCAUGCAAGUGAUACAAGCAAACUACCUGAUUUAAAAGAUGAAUUAAAAAACUUAGUAUUAGCUUCUGAAAAUUAUUCAUAUCAACUUUCUUUUUCAAAUUGGGCUGGUUAAGCAACUAAUUAUACAGUAAUUUAUGGAAAACCUACAACAUUAUUGAUUAAUAAUUAUUCUAAUAGAUCUUCUUAAAUUUAUUAUAAUUUCAGUAGUGUUGUACUAUCAGUAAAUUUUAAAUAUGAAGAUCCUUUACUUUAAUGUACAGAUCCACAUUGUAUAGAUUGUAUAAAAAAUUAUGUUUUAUCUUAAGAGUUUUGUAUAAAAUGUCAAAAUGGAUAUUAUGCAAGUGCUUUCACAGGAUUAUGUUAUUAAUGUAAAGAAAAUUGUAAAGAAUGUUUAGAAUAACAUUCAAUUUAUUAAGAUGCAUGGAAAUGGUAAAUAAUACCAUAUUAUCAAUUUAGAAGUAAUAUAUUUUAUGGUUUUCAUAAUUAUAAUUUAUAUUGUAUUUCUACUGAUAAUGAAUUAUAUGAAUAAAUUUGUACAAAGUGUAAAGGUAAAGAUGCAUUACAUAAUGGUAAAUGUUAUAAAGAUUGUAAUUGCGAGGAAUGUAUAUUUUAAGAGGGUUAGAAUAAAUGUUUGAGAUGCAAGAGUUCUUAAACUUAUAUUAAUGGUGAAUGUAUUUAAUGUCCUAACUAUUGUGAUGUAUGUAAAUAAUUAACAAAUUAAGAAAUUUAUUCUAUUAAUCCAUACUUUAAUCCUAAUGAUAUAAAAUUAUAUAGAUUUGCUAAAUAAUGUUUGAAAUAAUCUAAUACUAUUCCUAAUAAUUAUGGAUAUAUAUCAUGAUGCUAGUUUAGGUUUGGAAGUUUACUGUUUAAAUAAUUAAAAUCUACCAUGUUAUAAAUAUGCACAAAAAACAUUAAAUGUAUAUUGUAAUCAAGAUGUUUAUUUUUAAGAUUAUUCUUUACUUACAGAUGAAAAUUAGAAAUUUUUAUUUUUAGAUUAAAAUAUCCCUUUAAACGAAGUUUUUUCAUUAGAAUCUUCAUCUCAUUUCUCUAAUUAAGAAAAUGAUGUCUUAUUUGAUUUAUUUAAUGAGAAGAGUGUUAAAUUAAUGAGAUACAUUCUUAAAAUUAAACAAAACUCUGGUCAAUGUCAAAUUUAAGAUAAUACAUUUGUUUAUUCAACAUUAAGAAAGAAUAUCUUUAUGCUUUAAUCCUUAGAAUUAAUAUUUCAAUCUAAUUUAGAUAUUCCAAUAUAUUUUGGAAACAAUAUUACAUUUUAACAAUUCACUUCUAUCACUUUUUAAAAUAUUCUUUUUGAUUCUCUCUCAGGACCAAUACAGAUUUUCUGUUUAAAUUUAUAAGAUAUUAAAUUUAAUUUACAACAUUUUCAUGUAGUAAAUGGAAAUAAUCUAUAAUUACAAUUUAUAAUUCAAAACCCAAGUUAAAUUGAUCUUUAAUAAGUAACUUUGAAAAAUACAUAAUUUGUGAAUAUUUAUGGAUUUAUUUGUUAUUAUUUUACUUAACCAAAAUUAAUAAAAUAAUUAGUUAUUUCAAUCAAUGACUUUAUUAUUUAGGACUCCUAAUUAUUAAAUACAUAUCUUAUUAUUUAAAUUCUUAAUACUAAUUAUGGGAAUUAAUAAUUAAAAAUUAAUGGUUUAUAAUCAUUAAAUAAUUAUUAUACUAAAUCUUCGUUAAUAUAUACAAGUUUUUUAAAUUAAAUUAGAUAGUCUGAAAUAAUCAUUGAAAAUUUCUUGUCAGAUACUGAUUAAUUAAUUUAAUCAAGUUUUCUAGAAUUGAAUGGUGCUUUAAAUGUAUUAAUGAAAAAAAUAACAAUUUAAAAUGGAAAAUAUAAGAAAGAAGUAAAUUUAUUUAAAUUACCUUUAUUCUAGAUUUAUAAUUUGAAUAUCAUUAAUAAUAAUUUUAUGAAUGUUGAUAAUCGUGUUCUUACAAAUAUUUUGGAUUCUUUAUAUGCUGAUAAUAUAUUAGAAAAUAGAUUAAUAUUGAAUUCUAUAUAUUUCAUAAAUAACUCUUAUGUAGGAAAUAAUGUCUUUUUAGAAUUAAUAAGUAGUAAUAAUUUUGUAAAUUUGAACAUCGAAAUUGAUGAUUUGAUUUUAGAAUCAAAUUAAUUUAAAGUUUAACCUAUUAAUAAAAGUAAGGAAUCAAUAGUAGCAUCUAAUGCUUCAAUAUAUUUUGAUACUUAAAAAUUAACUUUAAAAAAUACAAAGAUUAUUCGUUCCUUUAAUUUACCUGAAAUAUCAAUAAAUAAUGCAGAUUUAGUUGAAGUAUCAUCUUUUAAUGUAUCUUUAAAUCAAAAAUAUUAAUUUAAAUCUAUCCAUUCUUAAAUAUCUUGCUUUGAUACAAAUAAAGAAAUUGGAUAUGGAAGCAUUAUUUUAUUCUAUAAUAUAAAAAAACUAAUAAUUGCGAAAGUACUAUUUAAAAAUUUAAUUUCAAUAAAUACUCCAUUAUUAUUGAUAAAAUCUUUAGAAAGAACAAAUUUUAGGGUAUAAGAAUCUAUUAUUAUUAUUGAUCAUAUCUAUAUUAAUAAUCGUUUAAUAAUAACAAAAUAAUCUUAAGAAGUAGCAAUUUUAAGUUUUAUUUCUGAAUAAGAGUAAAUUAUUAGUUUAGAUGAAAUAAAUGGUAAUAAUAAUAUAUUGCAUUGUUUUUAGGAAGAUUAGAAAUUUAGUUAAUCAUCAACAAUUUUAGUAUUGAAUCCAUAUUCAUAUACAACUUUACAAAAUUCAGUUUUUUAUAAUAAUAUUGUCACAGCUAGUCUAGGUUCAAAUCUUAUUAUUUUUAGUAAAUCAUUAAUAUUAUAAAAUACAUAAUUUUAUGAUUAGAAUAUUCUAAAUUAUGAUAGUUUGAAAUAUAAAUUGAUUUGGGGUUAUUCAGAAGAUGAAUAAAUAUUCUUAGAACAUUUAGAGAAUGAAUUUGCUAUAAAAUCAAAAGGAGGAAAUGGAUUUUUAUCAGCUGAAGAAAUAUAUAUAAUGAAUAUUACUACAAAUAAUUCUAUGGCAUCAUAAGGUGGUUCAUUUUAUAUAUCUACUGUCUCAGAUGGAAUCGUUUAAAUUAAUAAUUCGAAAUUUGCUUAUAGUCAGUCUAAUUUAUUAUUUUAUGAUAAAUCAUAAGGUGGAACAUUAUUUAUAGAUGCAUCUUAAUCAAUGUUACAGUUCUAAUUAUAUAAUUGUACUAUUUUUAGAAGUUCAAGUAGAAAAGAAGGAGGAGUAUUUUUUAUUGAACCUUCUAGAACUUAAAAUUUAAUCAUUUUAGAAUCUAAUAUUGUACAAGAAAUCUAUUCUCUCUAUUAUCCUUUUUUAAAACUACCUAUUCAAUUCACUAGUAAGACAUUAAUACUUAACAUUGAUAUUAUAUAAACUUAUGUGAAUAAUUCAUAUGAUGGAUACUUUUUAUUUUAUGGAAAAGUACGUUAAUUAACUAAAAGUGAAAUCUCAAAUGCAUUCCAAAAUUCUUUAAUUUCAAUAGAUGGUGGCAAUAUUGUUUUAGAGGAUGUUUAAUUUACUAAUAUCUUUUAAUUUGGUAUAAUGAAUAUUAAGAAUGCAAAUCAAGUUUAUAUGACUAAUGUUUCUAUUUCAUUUAUAACAUUAAUAAAUGAUAAUUUAAUACUAAUUAAUUCAAAUACAAGUAAAUAUUAAAUAAUAUAUUAGAAUAUCAAACAUCCAUCAAAUUUAUAAAUGUAGAAUUAGAAUUAAUUAGUGAAUUUUCAAAAGUUUUAACAUAUCCAAAAAUUUCAAUAUUAUUAUUAUAAGAGAGAAUUAAUAGAUGUUUAUUAAAUUCAUAAACUCCUUAAGUAAUUAAAGAAUUUUAUGAUUCAAAACAAUUAGAACUAUUUUCAAAUAACAAUUUCUAUAAUAUUAUAAUAUAAUAUUAAAAGCCUACAUUUAUAAUUGGGAUUGAUUCAGUAUCAAAUAAUCAUAAAUUAUUUUUUAAUUAAUUAAAGUUACAUUCAAUUAAUUGUUAAAGUUGUCAUGAAGGAAUAUUUACAAUAACCAAUAUAGAUGUAGGAAGUUAAAAAAACAAUUUAAUUUAAUUAAAAUAAUUUAAUAUAUUUAAUAAUCAAUGUGGAUAAUUAGGUUGUAUAUUUGUAAGUAAUAAAGAUAAAAGAUCACUAAAAUUAUUUUCAUCAGAAAUAAAAAAUAGAUACUUAGCAGAAACAACAUAAUUAAGUGAACUAACAAUUUUUCCAAUAAAAAUAGAAGACAGCAGAUUUUAUGAAAAUGAAGCAUCAUAUGGAGGAGGUUUAAUUAUAUCAGGUGUUAGUACAUUAAUUAAUAAUUGUUAAUUUACAAACAAUUCUGCUAACAUUUCAGGAGGAAGUAUUUAUUUUGAUUACAAAGAAAACACAGAGAUUUUGAUUGUUAAUUCUAUAUUUGCAAAUAAUAAUGCAAAAAUUGGUGGAGCUAUCUUUUUAGGAAAUUAUUCUAUAAAUUCACCUAAAAUAUUAAACAAUUCAUUUUUCAAUAACAAAGCAUUAAUUUUUGGUUAAAAUUAAGCAGAUUAACCGAUAAAAUUAUUAUUGUAAAUUGGUGAUAAAAUUUUAGAGACUGUUAAUGUAAUAUCAGAUAUGAAUAAUAUAACAGAUAAAAUAAAAAUAGAUUAAUAUAAAUUAGGAAAUAUUAGUUAUAAUUAUAUAAUGAUUCCAAGUGGAUAAUCAAUAGGAUAUUAUUAGAUAUUUGAUGAAGAUAAAUAAUAAUAUGUUUCUUAUAAUUAUAGUUUUAGAAUAAUUCCAUUGAAUAAUGAGAAUGGUUAAGUUAAGAGUUUAGAUGGUAGCAAAUGCACUAUAUAUGGUAGAAAAGUAUUGAAUAAAGAAAUAGGACAAUUUGAUUAAAAUUUAACUAGUUUUACAGAGAUUAAUUUUAACACAAGCACUUAAGAUUAUAAUUUAGAUUAGUUAAUAAUAAAAUUUGAUCCUGAUUUAAAUUAAUUUGGUUAUAUUUAAAUAGAGAUAAUUUGUAAUUCUAUAAAGAUACCUUAAUUUUCUACAAAACCUCCUUAUUUAUUAUAAAAUUACUUUACAAAUUAUAGAUUAUGGAUAGAUUUUUAAACAUUUAAUUGUUAAAGAGGUGAAUAUAAGACAGAUAAUGGUGAAUGUAAAUUAUGUGAGUCUUCAAAAGAUUAAUAUACUGUAAUAGCUGGUCAAAGAUGUAAAAUAAAAGAUUAAAUUAAAAUGGAAAAAGUAAGUCCGGCUAGAAUAAUGUUAAGACCAGAGUAUUGGAGACCAUCAGAAAAUAAUGAGAAUAUUGAAUAUUGUUUAAAUGUACCUAAAAAUUGUGUAGGAGGUUGGAAUCCUGGAAAUGAUCUGUGUGAUUAUGCACAUAUUGGAGCACUUUGUGAAUAGUGUGAUAUUUAUAAUGUAAGAGGUUAAGGUUUCUUUUCAAUUACUUCUUCAUAUAAAUGUGGAAAUUGUUAAGAAGUUGGAGAUAAUAGUAUUAAGAUUUCAUUAAUUAGUCUUUGGACUAUGAUUUCAAUAUUUUUAUCUGUAAGAGGUACAAUAUAAGGAGUUGAAAAAAUAGUUGCUUAAUAUAAAAUGUCUAAAUUAAAAUUAAAAUAAUUUGAUUAAAAAGCCGGAUAUGGUGGAAUAUUAGUUAAAGUUCUUACAAAUUAUUUCUAAAUUAUAGCGGCAGUCUCUCUAUUUUAAUUAGAAUUAUCUAGUGCUUUAUAAUCAUCAAUAAGAUCAGUUGGAAAUCCUGUAGAAGCCAUGAGUUAUUCUUUAGAUUGUUUUUUAAUUAGAAUUACUGAUAUAAAUAUUAUCUAUUUUAGAAUGAUAUGGGCUUUGAUAAUGCCUCUAUUAUAUAUUUUGGCUUUUGCUUUGAUAUACAUUAUAGCUGUGAUAUUGAAUAUAACAUAAUCAAAUAAAAGUGCAAUUACAACAACUGCUAUAUAUUUAUUUACUUAUUUAUAGCCGACCCUAUUAGGUGGAUUCAUUUCAUUAUUAUCUUUUCGUCGUAUAUCUGAUAUUUAUUGGAUUCAAGGUAAUGUAGCAUAUAGAUAUUUAACAUAAUAGCAUUUUUAAUGGAUUACUGCUUUUGUUCUUCCAUCUACUUUAAUUCUAGCAUUUAUUAUUCCUAUUUAUAUGCUACUAAGCUUAUAUUACUAAAGAUAUAAAUUAGAAGAAGAAAAGACCAGAAAAAAUUGGGGUUAUCUAUACAAUGAAUAUCAACAUAAAGCAUAUUUCUGGGAAAUUAUCAAAAUUUUCUAAAAAGGAUUUAUGAUUAUGUUUUUAACCUUGUAUGAAGAUUAAAUUAUUAUUAAAGCAGCAUUAAUUUUUAUUAUUGUUUUUAUUUAUUAGAUAUUAACUAAAAAAUAUAGACCUUAUAAAUCACCAUAUUUAAAUUUUUUAGAUGAAAUUUCUACUAUUAUUUGUGGGACUUCUAUAGUUAUGGGAAUGACCAUCUAUUAAGCUAAUAAAUCAGAUAAUUAAGAAAUUAUAUGGCCAUUUUAUAUACUCUUAAUUUUAAUCAAUGCUAUCUUUAUUAUUAUUAUUCUCUGGGAAAUCUUAUGGGCUCAAAUUUAAGAUAAUUAAGAUAAACUAGAUAAUAAAAUCAGAAAUAAAAUUAAUAAUUAAUUUCCAAAUUUAAAAAAUAAAAAUGUUCUAUUCUAUAGACUAUUAACAAAUAGAAGAGAAUAAUAAUAAAGGAUUUAAUUAAGAUACUUGAAAAUAAAGGAAUAUUUGAUGAAUAUUGUUCGCAAAAAUCCUGGAAUUUAUUAACAACCAAUUUUUGUAUCUAUGAAUAAGUAAAUUAAGAACAUUCAAUUCUCUGAACUCAUUUUCUAACAUGCUCAUUUACCAGCUUAAAAUAAAGAUAUUUAAAAUUAACAUGAUUAUCCAAGGACAUCUAAAAAGAUAUAUCCAAUAAUGAAUUAAGAAAAUAAUAGUGAUUUUUAAGAGUCUGAUUCAGAUAAUAUAAAAUAUGAUGAAAACUGA
Paramecium sonneborni is the source of this 9523-nucleotide messenger RNA. The record is from the annotation of a GenBank genome assembly. NCBI's taxonomy places the organism in Eukaryota, Ciliophora, Oligohymenophorea, Peniculida, Parameciidae.